Molecule: messenger RNA, 1662 nt
Organism: Yamadazyma tenuis ATCC 10573
Lineage: Eukaryota; Fungi; Ascomycota; Pichiomycetes; Serinales; Debaryomycetaceae
Gene: CAS5
Product: Cas5p
Biological process (GO): regulation of transcription by RNA polymerase II
Cellular component (GO): chromatin
Molecular function (GO): RNA polymerase II cis-regulatory region sequence-specific DNA binding; DNA-binding transcription factor activity, RNA polymerase II-specific
Source: RefSeq, a predicted model, not a curated record
AUGGAAAACUACUUGAUGAGUUCACCUCGUAAUCCACAGUUCGACUACGAGUAUUCCAACUUGGAGUUGGACCCAUACGAUUUAAAAGAGCUGCUUGAUCUAAACCUUGCUGAGUUCCACAAUUACUACGACGAGUUCCACCAACAUUUUGCCAGUGCUAGCGCCAGUGGCGCCGACCCGCUGGCGCCGCCGCCGUUGCCGCCGCUGUCAUUGACCGACAACAUGUCGUUGGCCCGAGCCCACCACCACAACGUGUCGAUAUCGUCGGUGGGUGAGAUGGCCGGGCGGUUACCAACGUCCGACUCUAUGGAGUCAAUUCCGCCCUUGACCGCGUCCGGCUCCCACCACCUGUUGUCGAUGGUGGCAUCGUUCCAGCUCCACGCCAGGGCCGAGCUGGCUCACGAUUUACUGGGCCUGGCCCUGAUGGCGGCACCUGGCCCACUGUCCGCGCUAAAUCCUCCCCAUCCUCAGCUCCAUCAGGUCGCCAAUACGCCAGGAAAACUCACCCGUAACAAGUCACUUUCAGUCGGCUCCUACAACUUGUCGACGCCGUUACGCUCCAACACGUCGCCGUCUUCGGCCUCCACCUCCUCCACAAACGCAUAUAAAGUCCUGAAAACUCCCUACCGUCACUCUAGGUCGCUCUCGCGCAAUCGGGUCGACCGCACGCUGCUCACCGGACUAAACCCGUUCUACACUCCCAACUCGUUUGUGAGUCCGAAAUACACUGAUCUUUCGUUUGACAAUGAUGACCUUCAAACCCCCAUGCAAUCUGAAAAUGCUCAUCACGCUCUUAUGGCUGCUGCCAACUUACCUAACUUUAAUCUCCAGUUCACCAGCCCGCUGUUUAACCCCAAGGUGCUGCCGACUUUAAGGCGACAAAAUACUUUGGACUCCAUCAAAAUUGAGGAUCAGGAUGACGAUGCGUUUAAACAGCUCAAACGGGCUAAGUCAUCCACCAGCAUUCGUACCGUGGGACAGACGUUUUACCAGGCCCAGAGCACCAGCUUCUCCCACGACUUGAACCACCAGGCCCUACCUCCCACGUCGGCCCAGGCAGCCGCCCUGCUCGCCACCCCGUCCGAUCUGAAAAAUAUCCUGUUGCUCCAGUCGCAGUUCAAUCCGCUUAAAUCGUACCCAGCUUCUAUCAACUUGUCUUCAAUUGCUGCAGACAAUAGACCCAACCCCCCGGGCUUGCUCCCGCCGCUAACGUCGAUUGCCUCGUCGGCCCCUGCCUCCGUAUCCGGCCCAUCGGCGUCCUCACCCCAUCACUCUGCAUCGAUGUCUGCACCUGCUUCAGCUGGACUUACACCUCUCUCCUUAUCCAUGCAUCAUCCUCAUCAGCACCUGGCGUCCAUGGUCCAGCCUCCUCAUCAGUUGCUGCCUGCUAGCUUGCAGCAAGCCAAGGAGAUCAAUCCGUCGUUUGUACCCGAUUUGCCCAUCAAAAUCACCGACAAGGCCUCGAGUCUUAGUGAUCCUAAGAAGAAACACGCAUGCCCAUUGUGUUACGCCCGUUUCCAUCGUCCCGAGCAUGUCAAGAGACACAUGAAGUCACACUCGCUGGAGAAGCCAUUUGAAUGUGAUCAGCCCAAUUGUAACAAGAGGUUUAAUCGUAAAGACAAUCUAAAAGCCCAUUUGAAGAAGAUCCAUUCGAUCAUCUGA